Molecule: messenger RNA, 3828 nt
Organism: Fonsecaea pedrosoi CBS 271.37
Lineage: Eukaryota; Fungi; Ascomycota; Eurotiomycetes; Chaetothyriales; Herpotrichiellaceae
Exons: 1
Coding region: 1-3828 (1275 amino acids)
Source: RefSeq, a predicted model, not a curated record
AUGUCCCGAUCGCCCUCCGUGGCUUCCUACGCAAAUCACGAUCUAAGCUCCCCCGAUCCUCUAGCAACAUCUAUCAACGAUGAACCCUCACAUGGCAGCACCCUAUCUGCCAAUCGACAAUCCGCACCGAAGCGCCAUUCCAGCACGUCCAUGAAGACCACCAGCAGACCUACCAAAACAAGUGCCUUCACCUGCGACGCGGUUCCGUCCUCUCCAUUCCGAGCCGUUUCAGAACAGAACUUGAGUCCCUGGAAAAUUAGAGUGACUGUAGAGGCAGAGCCGGAAGACGGCGACAUGGAACACAACGCGAUACUAUUCAAGACGCGAUCGCGCACGACCCACAGAUCAGUACAGAACGAGUCCCCUGAGGAUGGACAACCAAAAACCUCUGGAAGAGGGCGAAAGUCUCAGUCAACAAGAAACAAAAGAGGUGAUACGCCACUUCGUGAUCGCAGGAGUUCUGGUCGAAGCAGGAGACAGAGUGUGACAGACUUGGACAUAAUACCUCUAGGAGAUGAUUCGGAAGAGGACGAUUGGUUGAAACAGAAGACGUCGCCACGAAAGAGGAGGAAUUCGCGCAAGAGCGUCUCCGCGGCUGUGUCAACGCAGAAAGCCUCCCCGUCCAAGCCCUCAAGGUCCAAUUCCGAUGCUCCAAGGUUUGAGGUGCGAACAGAUACAGAUGUGGAAGAUCAUGAGACUUCUGUGGACCACGACAAUCCUAUCGCAGAUUCUGAUUCACCUGAACUUCGCAAAAUCGAUCCAAAUCAAGUAUCGUUAAGACCUCGAGCGCUUUCAACCAAGUCAAUUGAAGAGAAUAAUUAUGGAAAUCAAGGCUCGAUCUCAAGUGAAAAGACAAGAGGGACGACAAUGAAGCAGCAGAUGGAAGUUCGGAAGGUAUCCGUUAACAGCGCGCUGAGCUAUCCGACUCCUUCACCUACUUCCUCCUACCACGGGGACUCUGACGAUGCGGGGAAAGCUCUUGAUGUUGAAAAUGCUCCGGGUCUGCAUGACAACGGGGUCUUUGAUACUAUGCUUGAAAGCGAGGGAUUUACUAUGAUCGAUCUCGAUACUUUGCCCUCGGCUAGACGAUACUUGAGUAGCCCUAUUGAUGAGGCAUCAACCACCAGCAUUCACCCCUUGGACACGAAUGAUUCCAAGCCAAGAAUCGAAUCGGAAGGGACAGGAAAUAGCGAUCCUGCAGCUCUGAAUCCUUCCGCUGCGGAUCAGGUUGUCGCUUAUCCUACUAUCAUGCCAGAUGAGACUGAGCUCUCAAGCACGGUCCCAUCUUCGCCGCCAGCGACAGAGAAGAACCAAGCUCUUUUAAAAGUCCCUUCCUCAUCGGGAGUUGUGGGACGAAAGGUAACACCACUCCCAUAUUCAUCACCAAAGCUGCCUUCGCCACCAAGACCCAAUGUCCGAAGGACGCCGCAUCAUCGGCACCGUGCUUCCGCUGGUGCCGUCUUUGCUGGUAUUGCGCUGCAAGACGUAGUGUCCCCAGAUCGUUCGCGCGAUAGGGUAUUGGCAGUCAAGCAGGAAACUUCCUCCAGCAAACCUGGCCUGGAAGAGGAUAGAGCUCUAUUUGUGGGCUUUGAUUGUGGAACCCAACGCGAGCUCAGAGCUGGCCUCCGCUUUGGCGAGGAGCUUGCAAAGAGACUGGCAUCGAGUCCGGCGGAACAAUCGGCAUCUUUCAACGAUAAAAGCUCACAGUCCAGCAAAGUUUUGCAGACGAAGAAGCUGGGAAAUUCUGAGCAGAAUUCACGUACACAGGUCUGGCGAGGCGAAAACAUCGUUCGGCACACUCCGGUCCAGGCGAGUUGCAGCACAGUACCUAGUGGCGAAGGAGCUGUGGUACAUACGCCGCAACACCUCACACAGAAGUAUCCUGAAAGGUCCAUUCUCGACACACAAGGAAGGAGGGAACGGGAAUGGCAGCUGGAGAGAGAAGCCGUGUCCAGGCAGAUCCAAAAUGCUAGCGAGAGCCAAGUCAUUGUGAUUGACAGCGACGGGGAGGAGGAGCAACCCACUCCAAGGGCAGAGAGUCCAGGAGGAUCUCUUAUCGAACCCGAACUCGAAGCAGAUGAUGAGACAGACAUUUGGCUUGCGGAGGCCAAGAAUUCGUCAAGUCCAGGCUCAGCGGUCCCAACCAACACCGAGAGUCUCUUUACCAACACGGAGCAAAUCAGACAACGACAGCGGGCCCAGGAAGUUGUCAGCAGACCUCGGAGAAGUCUGAUACCAAGUCCCUGGAAGAGGGGCGAGGAUGUUGGUGCUCUGCAAGAACAGAGCACGUUCUUGUCUGCUUGUACAGAGGACAUGAGCGGCUUGAUGUUUUAUCGUGAACCUGAGACUAAGAUCCUGUUCGGCGCCGGCGAGAUCAAGAGACAGCAGUUGAGACAUAGAAGAAACAGCGGAAGGUUCGACAUAGAGCUCAUGGCUGGAACUCCGACGGGGAAGGCGUCUGAACACGAAAACCUCGAGAGCACAAAUACGAUUUUGACUGGCGAAGACGAGCUAGAAGGAGACGCCCCGGUCGCGCUGGGUAUGUCCAGUCCUACAUCUGAGUCGGAAUCACCAGCAACGCUUGACAAUCUGGACGUGGCGCUCGACUCGACAGACGAGCUAUCCAAAACAUCGGAGACAUCCUAUUCUUCUCCACCACCUGUUAAGAUUCCUGUCAAUUUCAACGAUUCUUCGAUGUCCAUAUCGACGCCUCCUCCGCGAUCUGAGCCAGCUACAGCACAGCCACUUGAACACGACGAAGCCAGAGAGAGCUCUCCAGUACGGCCGCCAACACCUCGCUCCGCAAUGAAAGGUUCUCGUUACAGCUUCAACCAGGCACUGGGCAUUGCGAGGCUUGACGACACGAACAUGGCCAGAAGAGUUGUCUUUAGCCAGAGGCACUGCGGAGUCGAUGUUGAUGGCCAAGAAAGCAGCUUCAGCAUGCGAUCUGCAACUGACGACUCUUUCGAGGAUUCUGUUGACUUGCAGUUGAAUCGAGAACUGCAAUCUAUGGAAAUCAAUCCGAGACAAUCCGACGACAGUCCGCCCACUUCUUCUGACGGAGCCAUCGAAGCUCGACCGGCCGUGAGCAUUGAAACAAAGGCGAAAGACGAGCCCUCUAUUGCCAAUCCCACCAAGAGUCGGCCUAGUUGGAUCUGGGGAUCAAAUCAAGCGGAGAGCAUCGACUCACAAACUCGUGGCUCGCCCAGUGAUAACCGAAUCCAUGUCUCCGUAAAGCACUCAGUGCCUUCAAGCUCAUCCGUCGACGACAAAGACCGGUCUCAACACUCAGGCUGGGAGAAGACAAAGACCUCGAUUCCUUCACCGACCGACUCUCAUGAGAAGAUCGAACCGAUGGCUCAAACCAUCCCAUCAUACCUCACCCCACCGUCCUAUCCGUCUGACCCUGUCCGCUCCACCAGGAGACCACUUGCCCUGAGCGGCGACUUUUCAAACACCCACUUUCGCACUCUCCACAUCAUCUACCGAAAAUCACUUCGUCCUAAAUUCCACGCUCCCCCUCGCGCGAUGAUACGUCCUGAAGUGCUCGCGCUGAGGGGCACGGAGAUGGUAAUUGACGAAAGCGCCAAUGGACUCGUUAACGGCGAGUUUGUGUGGACUGUGGGUGAUGGUGAGUGUGAGGUCCUUGAGAGGUUUAUGCAGGAAUGCGAAUACAGCCAUGGAUGGUACAAGGGCCGGCAAAUGAGAGCAGAUGCGGCACAGGAAAUCAGAUGGGGGUGGAGCGUGGAGCAGUUAGCGGAACGGCUUUGUCGGAUUGUAGUGGGUGAAGUUGUGAGGGAAGAAGAGAAGAAGGCCAAAGGGCAAUGA